This is a messenger RNA of Poecile atricapillus (Black-capped chickadee), 2125 nucleotides long. It is a transcript of the gene TRAPPC14, whose product is annotated as trafficking protein particle complex subunit 14. The transcript has 11 exons. Lineage: Eukaryota; Metazoa; Chordata; Aves; Passeriformes; Paridae. Gene Ontology annotation, biological process: cilium assembly. The record is from RefSeq and is a predicted model, not a curated record. Gene Ontology annotation, cellular component: TRAPPII protein complex. Gene Ontology annotation, molecular function: alpha-tubulin binding. Bases 92 to 2017 code for a protein of 641 amino acids.
CCCAAUUUUCCCCCCAUUUUCCCCCCAUUUUUUCCCCAUUUUUUCCCCAUUUUUUUCCCAAUUUUUCCCAAUUUUUCCCCAUUUUUUCCCCAUGGAAUCCCAAUGCGAUUAUUCCAUGUAUUUCCCCGCCGUUCCCUUCCCUCCCCGGGAAUUCCUGGCCGGAGAAUCCUCGGGAUAUCGAUCCCUCCCCCGCCGGAAUCACCUUUACCUGGGCGAAACCGUGCGAUUCCUGCUGGUCCUGAGGAAAAAUCCCGGCAAUCCCGACAAAAACCCCGGGAAUCCCGACAAAAACCCUGGGAAUUCCGACAAAAACCCCGGGAAUUCCGACAAAAACCCCGGGAAUUCCGCCAACAUCCCGGGAAAAACCCCCUGGAUCCAGUUGGCUUCGUCUUUAUCCGCCUUGGCCACCGUCACCUGCGGCGACAACGCCGGGAAAAACCGGGAUGAGGAGGAGGAAAACGAUGGAAAUCCCGGGAAUUUCGGGAAUGACGAGCCAGAGGAUCCCAAGGAGCCGCCGGUUUUCCGGGAAUGCCGAGCUCUGCUGACCCAUUCCAGGGGCCCGCCGGGAUCCGCCGGAGCUGGGCUGCCCGUGGACGAUCCCAUCGUCUCCUCAGACGAGAUCAUCUUCCCGCUCACCGUGGCCCUGGACCGGCUCCCGCCCGCCACCGCCAAGGCCAAGAUCGUGGUCACCGUGUGGCAGCGGGACACGGAGCCACCAGAGCUACAGGAGGAGGUGACAGCGCCACCCCAGGUGACAACAACCACACCUGGACAGGUGCCAGGGCCACCCCAGGUGACAACGACAGCGGGACAGGUGACAACGACAGCGGGACAGGUGACAGGGCCACCGCAGGUGACAAUGACAGGGACAGGGGGGUACCUGAGGCUCCUCCAGGGCCGCGCCCCCGGCCAGGUGUUCCGGCAGCAGCACGGCGCCUUCAAGGCACAAGUGUCCACUCUGCUGACGGUGCUGCCACCGCCCCGCGUCCGCUGCCGCCAGGUGACCGUGUCCGGAAAAUACCUGACCGUGCUGAAAGUGCUCAAUGGCAGCUCGCAGGAGGAGCUCUCUCUCUGGGACGUUCAGAUCCUGCCCAAUUUCAACGCCAGUUACCUGCCCGUGAUGCCCGACGGCUCCGUCCUGCUGGUGGACGACGUGUGCCACCACUCCGGGGAGGUCCCCGUGGGCGCCUUCUGCCGCGUCCCCGGUGGCCACGCGGGGUGGCCCUGUCCCCUCAGCGCCCUGGAGGAGCAGAACUUCCUGUUCCAGCUGCAGGCGCCCGAGAGACCCCCCUGUGACAGCAAGGAGGGUCUGGAGGUGCCGCUGGUGGCCGUGGUUCGGUGGUCGACGCCCAAGCUGCCAUUCACCAACAGCAUCGUCACCCACUACAGGUUGCCCAGCAUCCGUCUGGAGCGGCCGCGCUUCGUGAUGACGGCCACCUGCGAGUCCCCCGUGGUGGCCCUGCAGCGUUUCAGUGUCACCUACACCCUGCUCAACGACCUGCAGGACUUCCUGGCCGUGAGGCUGGUCUGGACACCUGAGGCCACCGCUGGGAAAUCCCGUGGUUCCCUGGACUCCGUGGUUUGUCACACUCCUCUCACCAACCUGGGCUAUUCCCGCAAGGGCAGCGCUCGCACGUUCCGUGUGGCGUUCCAGGCUCUGCGCGCCGGCCUCUUCGAGUUGUCCCAGCACAUGAAGCUGAAGCUCCAGUUCACGGCCAGUGUGACCAAUGCCCCCCCCGAGGCCCGCCCAGUUUCCAGGAAGAGCAGUCCCAGUUCCCCGGCCGUGCGGGAACUGGUGGCCGGACUGGGACGCUCCCAGAGCUUCUCCCACCAGCAGCCGGCCCGGAGCCACCUGAUGAGGUCUGGCAGUGUCAUGGAGCGCAGGGCCAUCACCCCCCCCGUGGGGUCCCCCGUGGGACGUCCCCUGUACCUCCCCGCGGGUGACAAAGCCGUGCUGGCCCUGGACAAGAUCGCCAAGAGAGAGUGCAAGGUGCUGGUGGUGGCACCUGUCAAGUGACACCUGGGGACACCUGGGGACACCUGGGGACACCUGGGGACAUCUGGGGACACCUGGGGACAUCUGGGGACACCUGGGGACACCUGGGGACACCUGGGGGGACAUGGG